GUAAGCUAUUAUGCUCAUGUAAGGAACAAAUGCUUUUAGUAUUCUUAAGAAAUAUAGCUCUUGAAUAGACACGACACAGUGACAACAGUCAGUAGUCUUGGCGCAAACUGUUUGUAUUGAUACUUCUGAUUGUGUAACACAGAUUUCACGCCCAGAAAUGUGUCAACAGCUAUGAACAUUCCCUAUCGCCAGUCAAGACAUACAGAAGGAAGUUGUAUAGAUCAAUCCCACUACAUGUACUCCUCAAUAGUAUCAACACAAGGACUGGGUACGCACACAAUUUUCCUGGAAGGAGCUGCGGUAAUGCUGUGACAGGUAUCGGCUGUGGUCACAGAGAGAAGUCUGAAUUUCAAACAGUGUGGAUAAUGAACCAUCUCAUUUUAAAAUCCAUGAAAGUUCUUGAUGGACAAUGACAGAAGCUGGUCGUGAAAUAUCAGAACAGAAAGCAGAUAUGGCGUAUCAUAAAUCAAGACACGGAGUGAUGAAAGAACCUGUUUCAAAGGCGCGUAUCCAAGAAGUAAAUAUUGUGUCUUUUGACCAUCAUCGUCCACGCCUUUUGCAGGUUGGAAACAGUACCGACUUGAUAAAACAGCAUGUUUUCAGUGGAGGGAAAGUGUGUAUAUAUCCCAAACUGGACAUCAAUGAAGAAUCUGGGAUCCGAUGGACAAUACAUCAGAGACUCCAGAGCAGCUACAAGACAUGUUUUGCCUACACAGCCAAAGUGAUGGCAGUGUCUGCUAAUAUUGCUGCCAAACCAAAUUCAGCUGAGGCCAUUUACGAUGUGAUCGUGUUUGUCCCAGAUGGACCUACAACAGUAUUCACAGUUAUCAGUGACAAAGUAAAAAGCAAGCAAAAGAACAGAGUACUUGAAUAUAACCAGACACUCGCAAAAGGUAUUGUGGCAUCUGUCCGAAGGUAUGCAAAAGAACAAUUUAGUGUGGUUUUUGGGCUGAUGACAGAAAGUGACCUCAAGGAUGAUGACAAGUUUAAGAAAGCCAUGGACACGAUCAAGGUCAACACGUCCAAGUGGUGCAUUCCAGUUACACUGAGUAUGUCAGAGAAAAAGUUCAAGGAAGUCACUUGUGCAUUUAUCAUGUCACUUGCUUUCACCAAUUGUGUUUUCACAGAGGAGGAAGGUAAUUCGCUGAACUGUCUCACACUGGAGCAGUUUCGGGUCCUCACCGAAAAUAUUGAUUACAACCAAGUGGAAGUGAGUUCAGAACCUUCAUGUGGAGGGGACGUCCUGCUACUUGAGAUCGCACAAAGACUAGAAAAAUCAGGCCACACGGCAAUUGUUGCAAAGUCAGAGUCACUACUAAAGACUGCCAGGAGGUUGUCCAUUUGCCAGGAUCGCAUUAUUCCCGCUGAUGAACUUGGACAGGAGACUUUCUGUGAGACGUCAGACAUUGUCAAUAUAGUUGCAGACUGUGAUAUCUCUGAGAAGGUUCAAGGUAUAAACAAACUUUGGAGGACCUGGCAAUUUGUUCGUGGAUCUCUGAAAGUUGCAACAGAAGAAACUACUCAUGAACGAAAGCUGAAAUCUGCGAAUGACAAUAUGGACGUGAUGACACCAGAAAACCAAACUUUGACAGACUGGAAGCCACUUGAACACAGACCGAAUUCGCCUAUGUCGAGCUUGACUAAACUAGACACAGGUUUAACACUAAUCAUUGCAACAGAAGAAACUGAUCAUGAACGAAAGCUGAAAUCUGCGAAUGACAAUAUGGACGUGAUGACACCAGAAAACCAAACUUUGACAGACUGGAAGCCACUUGAACACAGACCGAAUUCGCCUAUGUCGAGCUUGACUAAACUAGACACAGGUUUAACACUAAUCAUUGCAACAGAAGAAACUGAUCAUGAAGGAAAGCUGAAAUCUGUGGAUGACUGGGUGCCACUUGGGCAAGGACCGGAUAAGCCCACGCCGAUCUGGACUACACUAGACACAGAAUGGCCAAAGCUGAAGGUUGAGACGCGUUCUGUUAACACUGAAAAUUGUGCUGGGGGCAAGAAAAUAACUGGAGACUGUAGGAAACUUAACUGUAGCUGGGGCACCAGGAGAAGGAAAGUCAACUGA
Molecule: messenger RNA, 2077 nt
Organism: Haliotis rubra (blacklip abalone)
Lineage: Eukaryota; Metazoa; Mollusca; Gastropoda; Lepetellida; Haliotidae
Exons: 10
Coding region: 410-2077 (555 amino acids)
Source: RefSeq, a predicted model, not a curated record